CAUCACACUACGUCGUGUGCGCCGCUGACGAAUCGCGCAGGAGCCGGGACGCCUCCCACACACUUCCCCGCCCCUCCAUACAGCACACGGCCGCUAGAGUGGAGACGCACACAGCGGAGCUCGGUCCAUCUCUGCCCGCAGCUAGUAGCUAAAACCCCCGCAGCCCCAAAGGCCACUGCGGGAAGAUGGCGACGCCGACGACGGAAAAAACGAAACACGAAGGAAGAGUUAAAAUCGGACAUUACAUCCUCGGAGACACGCUCGGAGUGGGGACGUUUGGAAAGGUUAAAGUGGGCCAACAUGAGCUGACCAAGCACCAAGUGGCUGUAAAGAUCUUGAACAGGCAGAAGAUCCGCAGUUUGGACGUGGUGGGAAAGAUUCGCAGGGAGAUCCAGAACCUCAAGCUUUUCAGGCAUCCUCACAUAAUUAAACUGUAUCAGGUUAUUAGCACCCCCACAGACAUCUUCAUGGUGAUGGAGUAUGUCUCAGGAGGCGAGCUCUUCGACUACAUCUGCAAAAAUGGAAAGUUGGAUGAGAAGGAGAGUCGUCGUCUGUUCCAGCAGAUUAUUUCAGCUGUAGACUACUGCCACAGACACAUGGUGGUGCACCGAGACCUCAAGCCUGAAAACGUGCUGCUUGACGCACACAUGAAUGCCAAGAUUGCAGACUUUGGUCUAUCAAACAUGAUGUCAGACGGAGAGUUCCUGCGAACAAGCUGUGGCUCCCCAAACUAUGCUGCUCCUGAGGUCAUCUCGGGAAGGUUAUAUGCUGGUCCAGAGGUGGAUAUCUGGAGCAGUGGGGUCAUUCUGUAUGCCUUGUUGUGUGGGACGCUUCCCUUCGAUGACGACCACGUGCCAACGCUCUUUAAGAAGAUCUGCGACGGGAUCUUUUUCACCCCGCAGUAUCUGAAUCCUUCAGUAAUAAGCCUCCUUAAACACAUGCUGCAGGUGGACCCCAUGAAAAGAGCCACCAUCAAAGAGAUCCGAGAGGAUGAGUGGUUUAAACAGGACCUACCAAAGUACUUGUUCCCUGAGGAUCCCUCCUACAGCAACAACAUGAUUGACGACGAGGCCCUGAAGGAGGUAUGUGAGAAGUUUGAGUGCACAGAGGAGGAGGUCCUGGCCUGCAUAUAUAGUCGCAACCAUCAGGAUCCAUUGGCCGUCGCCUACCAUCUCAUCAUUGACAAUCGUCGCAUCAUGAACGAAGCCAAGGAUUUCUACCUGGCGUCCAGCCCUCCCGACUCUUUUCUAGACGACCAGCACCUCACCUCGUCUGGCGCAGCGGUGACCGGCAUCAUGAAGCCCCACCCCGAGCGCGUACCCUUCCUCGUGGCAGAGACGCUACCAAGGCCUCGCCACACGCUAGAUGAAUUGAACCCCCAGAAGUCCAAGCACCAGGGCGUUAGAAGGGCCAAGUGGCAUCUGGGUAUCCGCAGUCAGAGUAGACCCAAUGAUAUCAUGUCAGAAGUGUGCCGGGCCAUGAAACAGCUGGAUUAUGAGUGGAAGGUUGUGAAUCCAUAUUAUCUACGUGUGAGAAGGAAGAAUCCGAUUACUGGGAUGCAAACCAAGAUGAGCCUUCAACUCUACCAGGUGGACAGUAGAACCUACCUCCUUGACUUCCGUAGCAUAGACGAUGAUAUGUUGGAGACAAAAUCUGGAACUGCUACCCCUCUCCGCUCUGGGUCUGUGGGCAACUACCGCACCACUAUUAAGAACGAUGUGGACGGGGCAGAGGCUCCAGCUACGUCGAGCCUUGUGCACUCCACCAAGGCCGCGGAAGGCUCCUUAGCUUCAUCGUUGACCUCAUCCAUCGACUCGACGGGAGGGGCGGACAACGCGUCUGUGCCGCGACCAGGAAGCCACACCAUCGAGUUCUUUGAGAUGUGUGCGAAUCUUAUUAAACUACUUGCACGAUAGCUUGCAAAACAAUCGCUAGCCUUUUUUUCCUCUCCGAGUGUCUUUAUAGCAAUAAGCAUGCAACCGAUUCAUGGCUCAGUUCAUCCCGGCUGAGGAUGAAGUGAUUGUUCCAUGGCACUGAUGCAGGAUAGUGUUCCCUAAGCGGAAGAGAUGUAUACUGAGCUGGCAGGGAAUGGAAGGGGUUACUGGGAACGAUGAAUGACAAGCUACCUACUAGCUAGGACAGAACAACGUUUAGGAGGUGGUUUUACAAUUAUUUUUUUGAUCAAUUUAAUAGCAAAUGCCCACAUCCCACCUAUUCAUAUAUGCGCAAGUGAUUACACUGAAUUUUCUGUACUGUAGCCAGUGAGCACUGCUUUCCAGUACAGAGAACAAGAUCAAGUUUUUGCCUGCAGAGAAGGAAAGCCACGCGUUGAGUUGAGUUCGGUGUUUGGGUGGCAGUCGUAUAGGAUGCAGGGAGCACUUUUGCACAAGUACCUUUUUAUUUCCUGCUGCUCUUGUAUUUCUCUCAGUGGGGAUCCGAGAAGCAGUGCAGACGUAUCGGGGCGCUGCACUGGCUAUAAACUAGGGUUGUCGUGCCCGUGACAUUCAUUGGACUCUGAAGAAGUGCAAUGACCCUUGUAUUUCUGUCUUGUGUCAGGGACAAAAAGAAUGCUUCAUCAGAUUUAUGUUUGGUUUUCUUUUUUUUUUCUUUUUUUUGAGAAUCUAAAUUGUCAUGGUUUUGUCCUUGUUGUACAAAUCUGUUUGAAUUUCUCUGUCCCCUACAUUUUUAUAUAUAAAUACGUGAAUAUAUUUAUCAGUGCGUUAAGUGAACGCAGUGUUGGUUCUAUUGGAAAUGGAUUUUUUUUCUUUAUUGCAUUAAGAUCUAUUGCUGGAUGGUCUAUAUUUUCAUUUUUUUUUUUUUUUUACUGUCUGGUUUUUAAAUAAUUUAAAAAUCACACUUUUGUUUCUUUCAAUCACAAUUAUUCUGAUACUUGAUUGUCUUUCCAGAUACAUAUAACCUGCUUUUACCAUUUAAGAGGUAUUUUGCCAUGACAGUCAAAAUCUAGAAAUAUAUCAUUUUUCAGUGUCACAUAUUAAAAUGACAAGUUGAUUUUGACUUUUUCUGUUGUAUUUUCUCUAUUUCUUCUUUUUUUUUUUUUCUAGAUUUAAGGAUUAGGAUUUGAGUAUGAUUACAGAGUGAGAUGCCUUUUGCCUACAUUCAGUUUGUAAAUGCCAAUCCAUCACAAGUGUAUAGGCCUCGGAGGCUCAAUUACAGAAUGAGUAGUAGCAAAUUACAUGCAGUGCAUGGACAAUGUGUAUUGGCAGAUGAAUGCAUCCCCAAAUAUUGCCAUUUUUAGACAUGUUUAUGAUUUGAUUGCCCACACAUUCCCCUGAAGGUUGACCUUGAACAAAGGUUUACGCAUGUUUAAACCUGAAACAGAUGUGUGUGUGUGUGUGUGUGUGUGUGGUGUGUGUGUGUGUGCGAGCUUAGUAUUUCUAAGUCCUGCUGAGUAGAUUGCAAUUCUGAUAGAAGGGAAAAAAAAAAAAACAUCUCACACGCAUUGAGAUCAUAAAUGUGUGGCUGAUUUAUAUUUGAUAAUGUCAGACAGAGCCUUAUAGCUCACACAGUCUUUGAUAUGUCUUUAAUCAAAAGUUUGAUGCGUCUCCCUCCAUUUCGUGUCCACAGUCUUAAAGUUUAAAGUGGUGUCUAUUGUUUGGCUGCCUUAUUAUCGGUACUGUUUUUAUGUCCCGUCAAGUUUGAAUUCAGUGCUGGUCAGAAUUAUUGGCAACUCAUGCAUUUUUUAUUUUUUUUGAAGGGUUGAAGUCCACAAACUGUCUGUCAGUGUUGUUUAUCUACAAUUACUGUUUGUUUAAAAGUCACGGAUUAUGGUGAAAGUGUCGGCGUUACAAAAAAAAGCAAACUCUUACCUGCAGAACUUAAAAUAAACAUCUGAUUAUGUUGUUGCCAAACUAUUGUGGACCUCAGUGACUGCUACCACCUUUUUUUUUUUUAAUCAUGGCAAUAGGGAGUGAGGGGAGGAAAGCAAACUUGAAAAGUAAAAACCGGUUUCUCAUUUCAACAUGUUCGUUUGGCCUUUGCAUGUUUUUAUCGACACUUUUAAAGUUAAGAGGUGUCAGCAGUUACUGAUGUCUUUUGUUUCCAGUGUUUAGCUCUCCACAGCUUUAAAAAUCAAAAAAAAUAUCACAUUUGUACAAACGACUUUACAUUUCAAGAGAUAUAUUUCAAGAAAAACGGCCAAGAGUGACAAUAAUUAUGAUCUUGUUGCUCUUGCUGUGGUGCCGCGGCAGGUUUGGAAUGAAAUAUUUAGUUGAUAUUUGACCUUUAUGUCUCAGUUUUGAACUAGAGUUUAUAAAAAUAGAGCGAUCACGGUAAAGAACGGAAAGAUAUCGUAAAACUAAAACAUUUAUAGUUUAAGGGGCAGUUGCAAAUUCUGAUUACAAAACCUCUUUUCAUGGGUUUCAUGAUGGGUUUUUUUGUCGGGAUGAUGAAUGUGUGACAUUUUUGACAGCUUUUGGAGUAAGCGUCCUAGUGGACUGUUAGCAGAUCGAUUCUGUCUAUUCUGUCUAUCUGAACUGCUUCAAAGAAAUAUUGUUCUAUUUUUGUUUGAUGUGUAAAGGGACCCUAACCAGAUGGACCAGUGUAAAUCUGAAUGGACAGUGUUGAAAUCGUUUGUAUACACAACUGCCUAAUAAACUGCUAAAUUGCACACA
Larimichthys crocea (large yellow croaker) is the source of this 4631-nucleotide messenger RNA. It is a transcript of the gene prkaa1, whose product is annotated as protein kinase, AMP-activated, alpha 1 catalytic subunit. NCBI's taxonomy places the organism in Eukaryota, Metazoa, Chordata, Actinopteri, Sciaenidae. Gene Ontology annotation, biological process: protein phosphorylation; intracellular signal transduction. The coding region runs from base 186 to 1916 and encodes 576 amino acids. The transcript is spliced from 9 exons. Gene Ontology annotation, cellular component: cytoplasm. The record is from RefSeq and is a predicted model, not a curated record. Gene Ontology annotation, molecular function: protein serine/threonine kinase activity; ATP binding.